GGCUCAGGACUGGGUGUCCACUAGAAUUUUUUGCUGGUCUGUAGAUUUCCUUAAGGCAUACUGCUGACAUCAUGGAGCCCUCUUUCCCUCUCCCUUUCUCCCUCUGCUUCUCCCCCUCCCUCUUCCCUCCUUGUCCCUCCUCCCUCUGCUCAAUCUCUUCCAAUCUCUUUCCUCCUCUCCUCAGUUCCUUCAGGUAAAUCCUACUCAAACUUGUACCAACUUGUUUUUGACUGACAGCGAGCAGCGAGAGACUUUUCUUCACUUUGAGAGAACCUGAACACCUAUCUUCCCCAAGACAACCUGCAUCGACCGAUCAUUUCCUCGCCGGGUCAUAGCUUCCCAUCGAGGCAGGAGUCCAGUGCAUCUGUCCCUGCAGGUAAGAGGCAGAAGCAGAAUCCCAUGGUAGCCAGGUGGGUGAAGGAGAGCAAGGACGUCCCACCUGCCCUGAAGAAGACGCCUUCUGACCUGCUGAGGGAGUGACAAGGUGGUCCUGAUAGCCUGACAAUGGACGCCAUUCACAUCAGCAUGUCCAGUGCUCCCCUGGCGAAGCACACGGCAGGAGCCGGACUCAAGACCAACAGACCCCGGGUCAUGUCCAAGAGUGGGCACAGCAACGUGAGAAUCGACAAAGUGGAUGGCAUAUACUUACUCUAUCUUCAAGACUUGUGGACAACCGUCAUUGACAUGAAGUGGAGAUACAAGCUCACCCUGUUUGCCGCCACAUUUGUGAUGACCUGGUUCCUUUUUGGAGUAAUCUACUAUGCCAUUGCAUUUAUUCACGGUGAUUUAGAACUAAGGGAGGACGUUUCAAAUCACACUCCCUGCAUCAUGAAAGUGGACUCUCUCACUGGAGCGUUUCUUUUCUCCCUGGAAUCCCAGACAACCAUUGGCUAUGGAGUCCGUUCCAUCACGGAGGAAUGCCCUCAUGCUAUUUUCCUGUUGGUUGCUCAACUGGUCAUCACAACCUUGAUUGAGAUCUUCAUCACAGGCACCUUUCUGGCCAAGAUUGCCAGACCCAAAAAGCGGGCGGAGACCAUCAAGUUCAGCCACUGCGCCGUCAUCACCAAGCAGAAUGGGAAGCUCUGCUUGGUGAUUCAGGUGGCCAACAUGAGGAAGAGCCUCCUGAUUCAGUGCCAGCUCUCCGGCAAGCUCCUCCAGACCCAUGUCACUAAGGAGGGGGAACGGAUUCUUCUCAACCAAGCCACUGUCAAAUUUCACGUGGACUCCUCUUCAGAGAGCCCCUUCCUCAUUUUGCCCAUGACAUUCUAUCAUGUACUGGAUGAGACAAGCCCCUUGAGAGAUCUCACACCCCAAAACCUGAAGGAGAAGGAGUUCGAACUUGUGGUCCUCCUCAAUGCCACUGUGGAAUCCACCAGCGCAGUCUGCCAGAGCCGCACAUCUUAUAUUCCAGAGGAGAUCUACUGGGGCUUUGAGUUUGUGCCUGUGGUUUCUCUCUCAAAAAAUGGAAAGUACGUGGCUGAUUUCAGUCAGUUUGAACAGAUCCGAAAGAGCCCGGAUUGCACCUUCUACUGUGCGGAUUCUGAGAAGCAGAAACUUGAGGAGAAGUAUAGGCAGGAGGAUCUGAGGGAAAGGGAACUAAGAACUCUUCUGUUACAACAGAGCAAUGUCUGAUGGUGGUGGUCGCCCUGGGUUUAACUCUGUGAGCUCUUUCCAUGUCGGAGCUCCCUUUGAAGGCACAGGUCACUGUGCAAAUGAGAAUGUGUGGAUUCUUUCUAAAAAACUAUACGGACAUACAAAAUCCAUUUUUUCCCUUUGAUCUGACACU
Molecule: messenger RNA, 1786 nt
Organism: Lontra canadensis (Northern American river otter)
Lineage: Eukaryota; Metazoa; Chordata; Mammalia; Carnivora; Mustelidae
Gene: KCNJ15
Product: potassium inwardly rectifying channel subfamily J member 15
Exons: 3
Coding region: 505-1632 (375 amino acids)
Biological process (GO): regulation of monoatomic ion transmembrane transport; potassium ion import across plasma membrane
Cellular component (GO): plasma membrane
Molecular function (GO): inward rectifier potassium channel activity
Source: RefSeq, a predicted model, not a curated record